UACACAAUGCAUUCCAACUCACGAAUGUACAGUGAUUAUUGCAAAGGACAUAAUAAAUACAUCGGAUAGUUCCAUCGAUCAGAUACCCACCACACACACUGACUAUCAAUGUAGUACCAACACUCUUAUCCCUCUCCUUGAUAUCAUUAUUACCUAUAUUUUUACUUAUAUUUUUAUCCCGAUCCCUACGAUUAUUCUUAUCUACCUAUAUCCCUACUCCCUAUAUACACAACGAACACAAGAUGGCAGCAGCAGCCCUCCAAAGCUUUUACGAGCAAACCAAAACGCUCAUCCAACCCUCCCCCCUCACCCUCCACGACCUCUCCAAACCCGACAUAGUAUCCCUCGUCGCCCUCCUCCGCAACUGGCCCAUCGACCCCGGCAGCGCCAAACACUACUGGACCGACAUCCAGCGCCUAACCUCCAAACUCCCCUCGCACCUCCGCAACACCUCCCCCCUACACCUCAAACCGACUCAUUCCCUCAUCUGCGCCGGUCACGCCGGCCUCAACCCCUCACUCAUCAUCUCCAUAUGGAGCACCCUCCGCGGGGAGAUGGAAUCCUCAAUCGGCCCCUUCUUGUACCCGAUCAUCGUGGGCGCAGGACUCCCUGCACAUCAGGAAUAUCAAGCCCGCCAGCUCGAGCCGGUGCUCAGGAUGUGGCAGCCGGACUACGACCCCGCGGACCACGUUCCCGCCGGUCGAACCCCCUUACCCACGGGUAAGGAGGGCCUUUGGGCGUUCCAGUAUAACAAGUGUCCUGCGUGUAUGCUCGCGCGGCUCGGGUCCGAGAAAGACGAGCUGGCUGCGCUGCUUUCGGGGAUGGUGGGACGGUUGCGGUCGGGGGUUGUCGGGCGGAGGGACGACGUGAGGAGUCGGCGGGUGAGGUGGGUGCUCGCGGCGCUGAAGCUGUGUCGUGGGGGCGUGAAGGCGGCGGAUGAGGCGUGGGUGUUUGGACUUGAGUUGAAGAGGGUGAGGAGGGCGUGGAAGGAGCAUCGGAAGGGGGUUGCUGUGAAGGGUGGGUUUUAUGGGAAUCAGAAGGUUUGGACGGUGCCUAUUGCGUAUGCUGGGACGGAGGGUAGUGAGGGCCGGGAGACGCCGUCGGAUGUGAGUCGCUCGUUUCAUUCGGAGGCUUCGUAUGAUAUCGAGUUGAUCGAUUUUUGUCAGAAAUUCGUGCCGGAGAUUCAUACUAGAAGGGAAAGUGACAUCCCUUCGUUCACUGGUUUCACUAAGGAGGGCGUGCGGGAACUGCAUAGUCCAGAUGGCUCGUAUGCCUCUUCAGAGGAGGCUCGAGUCAACGACUAUGAAGAUGAAUUCGAGUGGGAAGUAGGAUCUCAUUCUUCGACCUUUUCGAAUACAUCACGGAACGCUGGUGCUAAUGGAGGCCAGCCAUCAAAUACUGCUUGUCGAUCGAUGUAUGGCGGAUACCCAGGGUAUAAUACUCGGAGAAGCUGAACAUCGAGAACAAUCGUACAUUCCUCAGCCUACUA
Aaosphaeria arxii CBS 175.79 is the source of this 1489-nucleotide messenger RNA. RefSeq lists its product as uncharacterized. The record is from RefSeq and is a predicted model, not a curated record. The transcript is spliced from 2 exons. Bases 243 to 1454 code for a protein of 403 amino acids. NCBI's taxonomy places the organism in Eukaryota, Fungi, Ascomycota, Dothideomycetes, Pleosporales.